Molecule: messenger RNA, 2251 nt
Organism: Drosophila biarmipes
Lineage: Eukaryota; Metazoa; Arthropoda; Insecta; Diptera; Drosophilidae
Product: UDP-glycosyltransferase UGT5
Exons: 4
Coding region: 376-1989 (537 amino acids)
Molecular function (GO): UDP-glycosyltransferase activity
Source: RefSeq, a predicted model, not a curated record
AUGUUUCUCUUUUUUAGCAGGUAGCAUAUAGGUCUGAAGGGCUCUAACGAUUUCAAAUAAAAUGUUAGGGUACAUAGCGCUUGAGAUUCCUCAACUUUUGGCAUACGACACAUGCUUGUAAUAAAACCCGUUUCAAAGUUAUUGUGUUGUUUUGGGUGUUUGAAAGUUUAGAAAACUCGCUUUUUUGUUUUACCUUCUAAACAUUUAAGGCAUUAAUACCAAUGCUCGCACGAAAAAUAUCUAAUUAUGGAACCAUAAUCAUGUGUAUGUCAUAAAAGCGAUCGACACAAAAGAAACUACCCAUUCGCAGUCGCUUGAGAGACCUCCACCGAGUCGGUGGCUAUUUGUAACAAUCGGAAAAAAAGCAAAAUUCAGAUGCAUUUGGGAGGGGCUUUGCACAUCUUUCUCUUGGGCCUGGUGGCUCUCCAGCAACUGGACUUGGGUGCUGGGUCCCGCAUCCUGGCAGCCUUCUUUUUCCCUGGGAAGAGCCACUUCAUGAUGACCAACGCCAUCAUCAGGGAGCUUAUAAAACAGGGACACGAAGUUACAUUUAUCACCCCGUUUUCCAUGGCGAAGGAACAGCUUGGUCCGAACUACACGGAAAUAAUGAUUCCAAAGUACGAUUUCUGGCCAGAAGCUAAGGACGUAACGAGCACCAACAGCGUGGUAGAGAUGUCUGAUAUCUCGAGUUUUACCUUUAUCCAGCUGGUCAAUAUUAUGGGUAUUCGGAGCACCGACUUUGCAUUCGAGCAGCCGGAAGUUCAGGCCAUAAUCAAUGUCAAGGAUAAAACCGGGAAGUACGAUCUGCUGCUGGCACCUCAGUUCUACAACGAGGGUGCUCUCAUCUUGGGUCACCUGUACCAGAUCCCCAUCAUAACUAUUUCGACCCUAGGGUUCUCUAACUUUUUUAGCCAGCUGGUUGGCAUUGUCUCUCCGUGGUCCUAUGUUCCACAUGGCUUUAUGCCCUAUACGGAUCGUAUGUCACUUUGGGAGCGAAUUGGAAAUAUAGGUAUCAGUGGUGCCGAAGACCUUCUCAGGAAGUUCUCCUACUAUCCCAUGCAGAAUGCCGUUUUAACUAAGCACUUCUCACACUUGCUGGAUAGAGUUCCCACUAUCAAGGAGUUGGAGCGUAAUAUCUCUGCGAUUCUGCUGAACAACUAUAUGCCACUGAUAUCGCCCAGGCCGAUUUCUUUCAACAUGAUUUUAGUGGGCGGACUGCACAUUCAGCCGCCCAAGCUCCUUUCGCACGACCUGAAGAGUUUCCUGGAUGAAGCUAGGCAUGGAGCUAUUUAUUUCAGUUUAGGUUCUCAAGUUCGCAGUGCCGAUCUUUCGCCAGAAAAACUCAAGAUAUUCCUGGAAGUAUUUGCAGGUCUGAAGCAGCGCGUUCUCUGGAAAUUCGAAAAUGAAACUCUGCCAGGUCUGCCGGCCAAUGUGAAAGUUCAGAGUUGGUUGCCUCAGGCCGACAUCCUAGCACACCCAAAUGUCAAGGUUUUCAUCGCCCACGGCGGACUCUUUGGCAUCCAGGAGGCGGUGCACAAUGGAGUACCAAUACUGGGAAUGCCCGUCUACUGUGAUCAGCACCUGAACAUUAACCAAGCAGAAAAGGCCGGAUUUGCUUUGAGACUGGAUUACCGAACACUAACAGCAGAACAGCUUCGAAAAUCACUUCUUGAGCUGAUCGAAAAUCCCAAGUAUCGCAAUAAAAUGAAGCAAGCUUCAAGGGUGUUCCGUGAUAGGCCACUUAAAGCUAUGGAUACGGCGAUGUACUGGAUUAACUAUGUGAUCCAGCACAAGGGAGCUCCCCACCUGGUAGCUGCUGGCGUGGAGCUGCCCUGGUACCAGUUCUACCUCCUGGACAUCGUGGCCCUUGCUCUGGCCGCCAUUCUGCUGCCACUUGUAGCCAUAAUCCUGACCUGCCGCUGUUACAGAUCUAAAAACUAUCCGGGGAAGAAGGCUAAGAAGACUUGGCAAAGGACGAAGCAAGAUUGACCUCUGUUAUUUUAACAAACGUAAAAUUUUAUACUGAUGAAGGUGAUUUGAUAGAAAAAACGUGUUGAAAUAAUUUUUUUUUAAAUUUUGUUAUUGGUAUAGUAAAGUGCCUCGCCUAUCAGGCAAUCAACUUUUAAGCAUAUAUGCCUCUUGUACACUUUUUCACUGGCUGUGACGGUAUUGACGAUGACCUCGCUGUAAAAUUAUUACUUUUGGUUUGUUUCUUUAUCUCGAAAAAAUGUUCCUCAUCAUUGAAAUCUUA